Molecule: messenger RNA, 636 nt
Organism: Cyclospora cayetanensis
Lineage: Eukaryota; Apicomplexa; Conoidasida; Eucoccidiorida; Eimeriidae
Exons: 8
Source: RefSeq, a predicted model, not a curated record
UGCAGCGCUAGCUCAACUGCUUCUCAGCUUCAUGUGAAAGACAAAUUCUUUAAGCAGCUCGCUGCUGGAGCUAUUCAAGGGGCGGUUGGAUCAAUAAUUCCUGGGGUGGUGCCGGGAACGAACAAUAACAUGAACGCCGCUGUUGCUGACCAAGCUGCUGCACAAACACCGGCGAUUCCUCCAGUUGAUGCAGGACUUCUUCAGCCUGGAGAAGGAUCUGCAGCAUUACAAGUUGGGGGAAUGUUGCCAGAUCUAGCAGCGCCAAUCAUCUUCAUGGAGCCGCCUCCUGUGUCGCACUCUCAAACAUUAGAUGCAGCGGAGGUUGCAGAGACAACCCUCGCGCUGAUUGGUGAUUAUUCAAGUCCGGCCAUGAAAGCAGUGCGGGAAUACGAAUUGAAACAGCUUGGCAAAAUAGCAGGCACAACAUUAGAGCAAAUUCGGAAAGAAAUCCGAGAAACCGAGUCGGCAAUCGAGAAAAGGAAAAAGGAACGGGAUGAAUUGACUAACAAGUUAAAGGAAGAUGGCAGGCAACUUGCGAAGGCUGGGAAUCGACAACUUGAACUCCAAGCGACUUUCACGAAUGCAGAAAAAGAGGAGGAGGACGAAGAUGAGAUCGCGGAAGAAAUGGAAGACUAG